CAGAAAAUGGUUAACGAUGGAGCCAAACAAGCCUCCUCGCUACUCAUUUCAGACGUGUUUGACCAACAAGCUCGGCUAGAUGCACCCGAGCAGCCGUUCUUCAGCUCGAGAAAACAGAAAGAGGCAAUGAAAGAGCUUUUGGCUAGUGUACCACUUGAGGAUGAGAAGCAGGCAAAAGAUGACAUAGCAAGCUUGACGAAAGCGGUGAGGAAAUUUAGCAGGAACGCAGUCAGACCUGACGCCGACCGAGGAAAUCUAUGGUCAGUCAAGGGCAUGAGGACAUCGUUGAAGGCGUAUCAGCUCGUAGGCAGUGGGUGGAUGCGCGAUCGAGAGAAUGCCGCUGAAGAGCCAAGAGGGGGCAUACUGGCAGACCAAAUGGGACUUGGUAAAACGCUCAUGACGUUAGCGAACAUCCAUGAUGGUCGCCCACCAAAGAAUAGCCCAGGCCCCAAGUCCACCCUCAUUGUCGCCAGUCCCGCACUUCUCACUCAAUGGAAGAGCGAAAUCGAAAAACAUAGCUCAAAUGAGUUGAGAAUCAUGCGUUACGGCACUGGAACACGUGUGGAAUCUAGUGCAUGCUUGGAUAUACUGAGAGGCCAUGACAUAGUUCUCACCACAUACACCGAGGUGAUGAGAUCACAUCCCAAGUACAAGCCGCCGAGCGAUUGUAAAAACAAAGAAGAGGAGGAGGCCUGGUGGAUGGAAACCUGGGAAAAGAAAAGAGGUCCCCUGCACCGAGUACAUUUCUUACGCAUAGUUCUCGACGAGGCCCAGGCCAUCAAGAACCACCAGUCGCUCACAUCAAUCGCCUGUCGUGCACUACAGGCUGAUCACAAGUGGGCUUUAAGUGGAACUCCGAUACUCAAUAGCUUGACUGAGACGUAUCCUUACUUCAAAUUCCUUGGUGUUCCACUUAUCGACAACUUCGACAACUUCGAGGAGGACUAUUGCAACCCCGAAAAUCCAGAAAAGCUUUUGGUGAGGCUCUCACAGUUUAUGCUCCGCCGUACUCAUUCAGAUAAAAUGAUGGGAGCUCCGAUUCUCAAGCUGCCUCAGGCUCAUCAAGCCACGUACUGGUGCAAGUUCAAUCCAGUUGAGCGCCGCAUAUACGACAUUGUUCAGAAACGCUUCACUGAGCGGAUGGAGGCGAUGAAGGGUGGCACCUCAGAAAAGUCCUACAACAAUAUUCUGGUGCUGUAUCUCAGACUUCGCCAACUAACGGCCCACAUUCUUAUGCUUCAAUUUGUCAUGCAAGAUCUCCUUGAGCAGGAAGAUUUUGAAAGCAUCGAACAGGUACUUCAGCAGCAUACAGCUGAUAGUAACGCUCAAUAUAGCGGCACAAUAAUCGCAGUUCGAAAGCAGCUUCAAAUGAUAGCAGAUCACAAGAAGAAAAAGAAGUGCACCCAUCCGGAAGCCAACAAAGACGCCGGAGGUCAAGACCAGGAUAGCAUCACUGAUGAACGAGAAGAAGAAGGACCACAGUCAACUCAUCGUCUCGGGGCCGGUGGAGAGUUUGGCAAAGAUUACAACUUCGGACACUUUCUUAGCAGUCUCCAAAAAGGCGACAGCGGGGAAAGAGCUAAGAAAACAGCCAAGUGUAGCACCUGCGGAAAAAAACCACGACAUCCUAUGAUGAUAUCAUGUGGGCAUUUUAUUUGCGCCGAACCCUGCUACUCAGAAGCCCUCAUUGAGAGGGCUGAGCAGGGGGAAGAGAAUGUAGUUUGCAACAGCUGUGGUGUAAUACCCACUUAUGUCCAUGCAUGCGAAGUGGAAACUGAUCUGGAAGAUGUACCUACAUCUGGCACGGGAUCGAAAAACAAGAAGAAAGGCAAAGGGCACAAACGUCCCUAUAAUGAGGUUAUUCCAGACGACUGGCUUGCCGCGCUAGACGACCACAUCCUACCUUCUGCAAAGACCAUUGCAGUCAAGUCGCAGAUUCUGAACUGGAUCAAGGAGAACCCGAAUGUCAAGAUCAUUGUUUAUACACAGUUUCUUGCUAUGGUUCAAAUUUUAAGGCACAUUUGCCAGAAAGAAGGUUGGAACAGCGUCCAGUACCACGGUAAGAUGAGCUUUACUGCUCGCGAUAAUGCCAUUCGAUCGUUUUCCGAACAAGGUGAUAUUCAGAUCAUGCUGGCAAGUAUGCACUGUGGUGGCUUGGGUCUUAACUUAACUAUGGCUUCGAAGGUUAUCUUUAUUGAUCCUUGGUGGAAUUCUGCUAGAGAGCAGCAGGCUUUCUGUCGCGUAUUCCGCAUUGGCCAACAAACAGAGACGUUCAUGACCCGUUUUUGUGUUAAGCAGACGAUCGACAGUAAGAUCAUAAACAUUCAAAAACGCAAAGAAGAAGAGAUUGAAUGCGUGAUG
Bipolaris maydis ATCC 48331 is the source of this 2361-nucleotide messenger RNA. RefSeq names its product dna repair protein rad5. Lineage: Eukaryota; Fungi; Ascomycota; Dothideomycetes; Pleosporales; Pleosporaceae. The record is from RefSeq and is a predicted model, not a curated record. Gene Ontology annotation, biological process: DNA-templated transcription; regulation of DNA-templated transcription. Gene Ontology annotation, molecular function: ATP-dependent chromatin remodeler activity; DNA-binding transcription factor activity, RNA polymerase II-specific; DNA binding.